Messenger RNA from Helianthus annuus (common sunflower), 1745 nucleotides. Its product is annotated as putative nuclease HARBI1. Bases 448 to 1584 code for a protein of 378 amino acids. The record is from RefSeq and is a predicted model, not a curated record. Lineage: Eukaryota; Viridiplantae; Streptophyta; Magnoliopsida; Asterales; Asteraceae. The transcript is spliced from 2 exons.
ACCCGGUUUUAACAUCACAUACGAUUCAAACAUAGAUCAUGUUGAUAUAAAUGGUAUUCUAACUAAGAGAAAGGUUAAAAAUCUCAACUUUUAUUACAUAGGAGACAACAAAGAUUAUUUGGUUAUUUAAUACAAACGUUUCAAACAUGGAUCAUCUUGGUAUUCUAAGACUAGAAGGUAUGGGGGCCGGCUUGGCCCGGCGCCGGACCCCCACACCGCCCCCCUGGUCCGGCUCUCAGCGCAAACGGCCACCCACCGCCGGGUGGGCCGACCCUCCUUUCAAAAAAACUAGCCGUUGCAACGGCUCUUUCCAAUAAAAAAAAAUUCAUUUUUUUCUAUAAAAUCACCCACUUUCAAUAUUAUUUCCCCACUUUCAACCCAAAACCCUCUCACUUUUAUACCAAUUUCUCCCUACUUUUAUAAAAAAAAAAUAUCUUUUUACCCACAAUGGCUUCUAAUCCUUGGUGGCCCUCGUCUUCGGAUGACGAAGAGGAGAUGUUUUUCGCAAAGGCUGUACUACGGGCGGGACAAAUUUUAAUCGAAGAGGAAGAGGAAGAGGAAGAAAUUGGUGAAAAUGUUAUUACCACACGAAUACGCAUUAACAGAGACCGCCAAGGAGCGCACGACAAAUUGGUGAACGAUUAUUUUUCGGAUGAGCCACUUUACAACGCCGACAUUUUUAGACGCAGGUUCCGAAUGAGUCGCCGCUUAUUCACAAGGAUUGCCAAUGAUUUGGCGGGGCUAGACCUGUUUUUCACGCAACGUCCUGAUGCUCGAAAUUAUCAAGGGUUUACAACGUUACAAAAGUGUACUGCGGCCAUUCGACAACUGGCGUACGGGACAGUGGCCGACGCUUUGGACGAGUAUUUACAGAUGUCGGCAAGAACUACGCGGGAAUGUUUGUAUCGGUUUUGCCAUAAUGUGGUGAAACUGUAUAGCAAAAAAUAUUUGCGGAAACCAAACGUGUAUGAUGUUCAACAGUUGUACCAAGCUCAUGAAGCAAGGCACGGGUUUCCGGGAAUGCUUGGUAGCAUUGAUUGUAUGCAUUGGGAGUGGCAUAGUUGCCCGACUGCGUGGCGCGGCCAAUAUACGCGAGGUGAUCACGGAUAUCCAACCGUGAUACUUGAAGCUGUGGCAUCACAAGAUUUGUGGAUAUGGCAUUCUUUCUUUGGUCUCCCUGGUUCACUCAACGACCUCAACGUGUUAUACCAAUCGGCCAUUUUUACCGAUGUCGUUAAUGGAACGGGACCGGACACACGUUUUACAGUUUCUGGGGUAGAGUAUAGACGUGGGUAUUAUCUUGCUGACGGGAUAUAUCCGUCUUGGUCUACAAUUGUGAAGACUAUUCCAUAUCCCGAGGACGAAAAACGGAAAAAAUUUGCGAAGCGUCAAGAAGCGGCAAGAAAAGACAUCGAACGUGCUUUUGGUGUCUUACAAAAAAAAUGGGCCAUCCUUGCACAACCGGCACGUGCGUUCACCCCAAAAAGGCUGCGUCUUUGUAUGUACGCUUGCAUUUUGCUCCAUAACAUGAUUAUUGAAGACGAAGGUCGGGCGAUUUGUGAGUAUGAUGAGAAUGCACCUUAGGGGAACACUGUCCCGGUUGAUCCCCCACAACAGGAUUUAAACUCGUUCUCGCUAACAAACGACUUCACGCAUGCAAACCUUCAACAAGAUUUGGUAGAACAUAUUUGGAACAACGUUAACAUGGUGGACGAUGACGGAGCCGAAGGCGAAGACGAAGACGA